Messenger RNA from Prunus avium (sweet cherry), 1550 nucleotides. RefSeq names its product GATA type zinc finger transcription factor family protein (gene GNC). The record is from RefSeq and is a predicted model, not a curated record. Lineage: Eukaryota; Viridiplantae; Streptophyta; Magnoliopsida; Rosales; Rosaceae. Gene Ontology annotation, molecular function: zinc ion binding; sequence-specific DNA binding. Gene Ontology annotation, biological process: regulation of DNA-templated transcription.
UCUCAAGAAGUCACGUGAAUGCCUUCAACUCUCUCUCUCUCUCUCUCUCUCUCUCUCUGCUAUAGCUAAUCUCUUCUUUUAAAAGAGUAACACCACUCUACAGCUUAGGCCCUUUUGCGUUCCUCUCUUUUUAAUUUCUAUGUCUCCCUCUACUUCUCCGACCUCUUCCAUCUUUACUGGAGUAACAUAUAAGAUUUGAUUGACUAGCCUUCUCCUAAUUUGCUAGCUUUCUCCUUUUGAUCUCUCUCCCAAUGGCUCCACCUUCCCCUUUUCUUGAGCUCAGUGGAGAUGGUGGAGAUCAUGAUCAUCAAUACCACCAUCUCUUCAAUCUAGAACCUCAAACUUCUUUCUCUUCUUUCUCUUCUUCCUCUCUUUCCAGCCCCAUAUUCUUAACUCCAUCUCAAGCCCAAGCACCAUCCGAUCACUAUAGAGAACCACAAAACUUUCAAUUCCAACUCCUAGAGGCUGAUCAUCAUAACAUUGUCUCGUAUGGCGGAUCAUGUGAUCACGACCCUAAAACCCUCGAAAACGAAAGUGGCAGUGGUACUAUUCUGAAAUUAAGCAUUUCCAAGAAUGGAGCUGGCAGAAAUGGAAAUCCAAGUACUGAUAAGUGGAUGUCUUCAAAGAUGAGGAUGAUGAGGAAGAUGACAAACCCGGAUCAAACUUCGAGCAGCUGUACAUCCAGCGAUGAUAAACCAGUUGCAAUGAAGUUAUCAAUAUCACACAAGUCUGAAGAGCAGAAGCCGCAGCAUCUUGACAUGAUCAGCUGCAGCAACAAUUCAUCAAACAACAUGAACAACAACGUCCCAAUUAUUAGGGUUUGCUCUGAUUGCAACACUACUAAGACACCUCUAUGGAGGAGCGGACCAAGAGGCCCCAAGUCACUUUGCAACGCCUGUGGAAUUCGGCAAAGGAAGGCGAGGCGGGCCAUGGCGGCUGCUGCAGCUGCAGCAAGCGGCACAACCCUGGCUGCUGCGCCAUCUAUGAAGAGUACUAGUAAGGUGCAACACAAAGACAAUAAACCAAGAGUUGCUUCUACUGUCCCGUUCAAGAAAAGGCCGUACAAUAAACUCAGCUCAACCCCAUCAUCAAAAGGCAGACCACCAAAGAAGCUUUGUUUUGAGGAUUUCGCAAUAAGCAUGAACAAUAACCAUUCAUCAUCUGCCACUAGCACCACCACUACUAGCCUUCAACGAGUUUUCCCACAAGACGAGAAGGAAGCUGCGAUCCUGCUCAUGGCUCUAUCUUGUGGACUUGUUCAUGGUUGAAUUAAUUUCGACACCGAUCUUCGAGUUUAAUUAGUCCACAACAAGUACUUCUUUUGUAGUAGUAGUAGUAUUUAGUGAUAUUAUUAUUAGGACUAAACCAAGUUCAGGUUAGAGAGAGUGUGAGAGAGUAACAAAAUCAGUGAUGAUUAGGAACCGAAUGAAUUAGUUAGUUCAAUAAAAACCAAAAAAUAAAUGAAGUAAAUGUUGUGAUGAUGUUAUGAGAGCGUAUUAAUUAUAUGGUGUUUUGUUUUGGGCAAGCAGAAAUAGAAUUCACCAUGCAAA